Molecule: messenger RNA, 1953 nt
Organism: Antechinus flavipes (yellow-footed antechinus)
Lineage: Eukaryota; Metazoa; Chordata; Mammalia; Dasyuromorphia; Dasyuridae
Product: vomeronasal type-2 receptor 26-like
Exons: 3
Coding region: 1-1047 (348 amino acids)
Biological process (GO): G protein-coupled receptor signaling pathway
Cellular component (GO): membrane
Molecular function (GO): G protein-coupled receptor activity
Source: RefSeq, a predicted model, not a curated record
AUGGCUUCCAAAGGAGAAAAACCUCCUCAGUCAAGGUGCAGUAGUUGUGGUCCUGGAUUCCAGAAGAAAUCCCAAGAGGGAAAGGCUGUCUGCUGUUAUGGCUGUGUCCCCUGCACAGACAGGCACAUUGCUAACCAGACAGACACAGAUCAAUGUAUGAAAUGCCUCGAAGAUCAAUAUCCCAAUCAGGAGAGGAAUCAGUGCCUCCCCAAAGUGGUGACCUUCCUGGCCUAUGAAGAGCCCUUGGGGAUGGCUUUGGCUUCUGUAGCUGCUUGCUUGUCUUUCCUCACAGCUCUGGUUCUCUGGGUCUUUGUGAGACACAAAAACACCCCCAUCGUCAGAGCCAAUAACCGGGAUCUCAGCUACAUCCUCCUCAUCUCCCUUAUCUUCUGCUUUCUCUGCUCUCUGCUCUUCAUUGGCCGCCCAACUGCAAUGAAUUGCCUCCUUCGACAAGCAACAUUUGCAGUCAUGUUCACGAUGGCCGUCUCCUCGGUUUUGGCCAAAACCAUCAUUGUGGUUCUGGCCUUCAGAGCCACCAGACCGGGCAGCAGGAACAGGAAAUGGAUGGGAUCCAGGACCCCCAUUUCUGUUGUUCUCUUUUGCACCUUGAUUCAGAUUCUGCUCUGUGCAAUCUGGCUGCUGCUCUCUCCCCCAUUCCCAGAAGCAGACACACACUCUGACCGUAAGCAUAAUAUCCUGGGAUGCAAUGAGGGCUCUCUCAUUGCCUUCUAUUUUGUCCUGGGCUACAUGGGAGUCUUGGCCCUGGGGAGCUUCACUGUGGCUUUUCUAGCCAGAAAUCUCCCUGACACUUUCAAUGAAGCCAAGUUCAUCACCUUCAGCAUGCUGGUCUUCUGCAGUGUCUGGGUCUCCUUCCUCCCCACAUAUCAGAGCACCAAGGGGAAGAUGAUGGUGGCCGUGGAGAUCUUCUGCAUCUUAAGCUCCAGCACUGGCUUACUAAGCUGUAUCUUCAUCCCCAAAUGCUAUGUGAUCCUUCUGCAACCCCACAGAAACAUCAAGAAAACUUUAAAAGAUAAUUCCACUUCCUGAGUCAAGCAUCAUUCUGAAAUAUUCUAUAGGUCUUUCACUGAUAGUAUGAUAUUGAAAACAAUUAACACAAAUCAAUUUAGCUUCAAAAUUCCCAAUGAAAUCUUCAUGAAAUCUACAUUCACUAAUCCUACAUCAAGGUGUUAACACAGUGGAAUUAUGCAUGCACCUAUUUCCUUGAAUGCCCAUCUUCUUCCCUGGAAGAAAAUGCUCAGUUUAGUGGAAAAGUUUAUCAUGGGCUACAAUCCAAAUUCUUUGCUUUUUGGAAUUAUUUAGAAUAAAUAAUAAUAAAUGAUAAUAAAUAAAUAAAUAAUAAUAAAUAAUUUGGAAUUAUUAGAUUCCAGGCUCUGCGAUUCCUUCUGGUAGAAACUGCUAAGUCCUGAGUAAUCCUUUAUGUAGCUCCUCAGUAUUAGAAUUGUAAUUUGAUAUUGUAAUUUGUCAUUGUAAUUCAGUAUAUUGUAAUUCAAUAUUGUUUGUAACAUUUUUUCAUUGCUCUGAUGUUAUAGGCCAGAACUCUGUACUUGAAACAAGGAUUCUUUCAAGGUACUAAGUAAGUGGAAUUGAUAAUACAAUGGUUAUUUAGUUUAGCAUGGUGAUUAAUAGUUCUCUAGUUCAGUAUGACUGAUUUAAUCUUACAACAAAUAAUGGUUCCCUGGUGAUAUUAUUAUUGGUUUAAACUCAGUAUACUGUAAAUGAUCUAAUUAUAAUAGAGCAUAUAAACUGGGACAAACUCAGUCAGGGUCAGAUUCAGAGAAGACAGAAGACUGGAGGUGGGAACUCAAGCUCUCAGAGCCAAGAAGAGAGAUUCACUUCAUCUCACACCACCAUGGUGGCUGACCUAUCCUUCUGCAUUUCUUCCACUGAGACCAAGCAAGCAAGGAGAUAAUAAAGAAUUUGGACUUUAACAAA